AUGGAGCCCAGGAUUUCCAGUUAUCGACACCGUAGCGGGAGACAUCAUCGCUUUUCCACUCUCCCGAUAUUUUUAGCGAAAGGGUUCUGGUGCCGCCUUUUGAUAUUGAGGCGCUCGGUGACCGAGGUCGGGAACAUGAGAUACUGGAACGGUUGCAGUCUCAAAUUCAAGAAUCGCUCGGAUAUUGACGAGUCGAUCAUGACACCUUUCGAGCAUAGGGACGCACAGCUCGUCAAUAUUACCAUCGCCGAUGACCAGCAGAUAAUACACAAUUUAUGA
Clonostachys solani is the source of this 279-nucleotide messenger RNA. The record is from the annotation of a GenBank genome assembly. NCBI's taxonomy places the organism in Eukaryota, Fungi, Ascomycota, Sordariomycetes, Hypocreales, Bionectriaceae.